CUUUCUCUCUUAACGCUGGCAAAAAUUGAUUUUUUUCGUUUAAGGCAAAAAAAGAAAAAUGUUUUAAUUAAUUAUUAAUUUUUAAGCAAAUAUUAACAUGUUUUUAAAGAAUACAAAUAUGAAAUGUGGGCUCUUAGGCUUAAUGCUGUUUAGCCUUUGUGUGUUUUCCCAUGCUAGUGAUAUUACCAAUGAAGUGUUUGGUGCUGUCAAGGAAGGCGUAGUUGCUGCCUUUGGAGACUUUAAUUCCGAUGAAUUGACUGAUGUGUUUCUUAUAAGGGAUAAUAUGAAAGUAUUGCAAAUAUUAUAUGGAGCCGAAACAGAACCCUUUUUAAGAAAUGGUCCUUAUUGUAGUUAUGAAAAUCAUCAAAUCACUAGCGUGGUGCCAGGUGACUUUGAUGGUGAUGCCUUAAUGGAUGUGCUGGUGACCUUGAAACCUAAAGACUCCCGUCAUGAUUUGUAUAGUGUUUUUGUGCAUUGGGGCGGUCCGGAAGGUUUAAAUUGCACCCCAGAAUCAGCUAAUCCUUUGCUACAAACCCUGGGAGAACCUUUGGCUUUAGAUUAUAAUUGUGACAUGAUUAUAGAUCUGUAUGGUUUGAAUGAAACGGGUGAUCGUAUGUUUUGGAUUUUCCAAAAAUCUCGAGAACCACCUCAGCAAAAGCGUCAAGCAAUACCUACGGAAACAAAUGCCUUACCGGCCAGUAUUAAGAUACCCAAUGCAAAUGCAUAUUUGGAUUUGAAUGGUGAUUUUAUGGCAGAUUUAUUUGUACAAACCGAUAAACACUAUGAAGUAUGGUAUGGCCGUUAUGGCGAGCAAAAGGAAGAUUUUACUUUUAAUCACACCAUCGAUAUUUCCAUAGUGGGUACCGAUUAUAAUUUAGGUCAAGCGGUAUUUGCCGAUUUUGAAUUGGAGGGUGUGGAGAAUAUUAUAUUGCCCGUGUGCUUUCACAAAGAUUGCAACAAUUCCACAAUUCUUGUACAUGAUGGCUCAAAUUUCCGUGAUGUUCAUGUCAAUUUUAAAGAUCCUCAGGCUGUCACUUGGGGUUUUGUGCCACCCGUUAAAGAUGAUGUUUAUUUGAAAACCAUUACUGCUCGCAGUGGUGACUUUAAUAUGGAUGGUUAUCCGGAUCUUAUAAUGACUCUACAAACCUUAACGGGCCCUAAACGCAUGCAGACGUUUCUGCUGGAAAAUGUUCCCUGUAAAAUGUGUAAUCCUCCGUUGAAAAGGACUUUUGAGGUUAAGUGGAAUGCUUUAAAUCCUUUGGGUAAUGAUACUGUGGCGGGAGCUUUCUAUGAUUUCUAUCAAGAUGGUGUCCUAGAUGUGAUUUUAAUACAGAAAACCAAAAAUGGCCAAUACAGACCUUUGGCUUUCCGCAAUACUUUAGACUAUGAUGCUAAUUUUGUAAAAGUUAUUGUUUUAACGGGUUUGGUUAACAAAAAGAAUCCCACUAUGCAUACCGCCUUAGGACGCAAGAAACGUACCUAUGGCACCAAUUUGCCAGGACCUCGCAUCACCUACUUUACCACCACCCAGGAUGGCGAUCUACAGCGUGGCUCCUCUGUGCAAUUGCCUCAAUCCUCCUAUUUUGCUUUACAAUUACCCUACACCAUCUUCGGCCUGGGUAGAACACCUAAUUUUGUUGAUUCUCUGACCGUGGGACUGGGCCAUAUGUCCCGUCCCUUUACCCAGCUUAUACCCAAUUCGCAAAUAAUAGUGGUACCCAAACCCAUAGAAGAUCCACAGCGCUGGAAGGCCCAAUUGUUUGUGACACCCAGCAAAUUAAUUCUUAUGAGUGUAGUGGCCUUGGGUGGUACUUGUUUGGUUAUAGUACUCAUCAUUUUAGUGCUUUACAUUAAGGAGAAACGUGAGGAUAAACAGGAAAAAUUACAAGAAGCCCAUCGUUUCCAUUUCGAUGCUAUGUAAAGGAGACAAUUUUUUUUCAAAAAUUGUUUGAAGAAGUGAUAUUGUUUAAGUUGUUUUCUUCUUGUCUCAUUUAUUAUUUUUUUAAUAUUAAAAAUUCGCUUAUAUUUUAAUUAGUGUUUACAAACAAUUUUUUCUUUUUAUUUCAUUUUAGUUUUAAGAAUUUUAUUUUAUCUUUUAGCACUAUUGGAACAUUUUACUAAUCUAAUAAAAAUACACUUUACUACAUAUUAUUGUAAUAAAAAGAAAUUUCAUGAAAUAAAAAGUAAAACUUAAUUAACAAAGUAAAAUAAAAACA
Molecule: messenger RNA, 2216 nt
Organism: Lucilia cuprina (Australian sheep blowfly)
Lineage: Eukaryota; Metazoa; Arthropoda; Insecta; Diptera; Calliphoridae
Product: T-cell immunomodulatory protein
Exons: 3
Coding region: 98-1921 (607 amino acids)
Cellular component (GO): plasma membrane
Source: RefSeq, a predicted model, not a curated record